This is a messenger RNA of Mobula hypostoma (lesser devil ray), 3647 nucleotides long. RefSeq names its product potassium voltage-gated channel subfamily D member 1-like. The coding region runs from base 571 to 2523 and encodes 650 amino acids. The record is from RefSeq and is a predicted model, not a curated record. Gene Ontology annotation, molecular function: protein binding; A-type (transient outward) potassium channel activity. Gene Ontology annotation, biological process: protein homooligomerization; potassium ion transmembrane transport. NCBI's taxonomy places the organism in Eukaryota, Metazoa, Chordata, Chondrichthyes, Myliobatiformes, Myliobatidae. The transcript is spliced from 7 exons. Gene Ontology annotation, cellular component: dendritic spine; voltage-gated potassium channel complex; neuronal cell body.
AGUCUCGCCCCGCCCGGGCUCUGCGGCGUCGGCGGGGUGGCCUUUAAACAGCCGCCGGUGCAGGACAGGAGAGCUGGAACAUUUCAUCAGCGCCGCUGCCGGGGCGGCCGGGCCGGCGAGAGCAGCGGUCAGGAAGGGCACACAGACCGGGCCUGCAGGACGGGCUGCGGGUCCCGACAGCGGCGGGGACGGUAGCGGGACAUGUCGAGCGGCGGGGGAGCCAGACCGAUCGACCGGCCGCUUUUCAAUUCGCCCCCUCUACUUCCUCACCUCUUGAACCCUCCUCACCCUCCCUCCGCCUCCUUCCUCAAAUCCCCUUACCCUCCCUCAACAACCCCUUAACCUCCUGAGUCUUCUUCUCAACUCCUUAAUCCUGCAUCUUCACAGUUCCCUUCCCAUUUCUCCUCCCAUCUCUCACUCUCCCUCCACCUCCGGCGCCGCCCCCGCCCCCUUCCUCACCCUCACACUCCCCCCGUUCGCCCCCUUCUCCCCUUCACCGCAUGCCCCCUCUCUCCUUCCCCUUUCUACCUCCUCCCCUCCUCUCACGCUCUCUCCCCUCCCCGACCAGCCAUGGCGGCGGGCGUAUCCACGUGGCUGCCCUUUGCCCGGGCCGCCGCCGUCGGCUGGCUACCCCUGGCCCGGGCUCCCAUGCCCCGAGCCCCGCCGGCUCCCUCCACCUCGUCGCCGGCCGGCUCCUCGCCCUCCAAGCGCGGCGACGAGCUGCUGGUGGUGAACGUGAGCGGCCGCCGCUUCCAGACGUGGAAGGCCACCCUGGAGCGCUACCCGGACACACUGCUGGGCAGCAGCGAGAAGGAGUUCUUCUACAGCGAGGACACCCGCGAAUACUUCUUCGACCGGGACGCCGAGCUCUUCCGCCACAUCCUCAACUUCUACCGCACCGGCCGCCUCCACUACCCGCGCCACGAGUGCCUCGCCGCCUUCGACCACGAGCUCGCCUUCUUCGGCCUGGUUCCCGAGCUGAUCGGCGACUGUUGCCUGGAGGAGUACCGGGAUAGGAGGAAGGAGAGCGCCGAGCGGCUGGCCGACGACGCCGAGGAGGGCGGAGGAGGCGGAGGGGAGGGCGCCGGCGACGCGGGAGGCACCGGCCGCCAGCGGCUGUGGCGCGCCUUCGAGAACCCGCACACCAGCACAGUGGCCCUGGUUUUCUACUACGUGACGGGUUUCUUCAUCGCCGUGUCGGUGGUGGCCAACGUGGUGGAGACGGUGCCGUGCCGGGCGCCGGCCGGCCAGAGCGGCCAGCUGCCGUGCGGGGAGCGCUUCAGCUUGGCUUUCGUCUGCAUGGACACGGCGUGCGUGCUCAUCUUCACCUGCGAGUACCUGCUCCGGCUGUUCGCCGCCCCCUGCCGCUGGCGCUUCGCCCGCAGCGUCAUGAGCCUGAUCGACGUGGUGGCCAUUCUGCCCUACUACAUCGGGCUGCUGGUCCCCGCCAACGAGGACGUGAGCGGCGCCUUCGUUACCCUGCGGGUCUUCCGCGUGUUCCGCAUCUUCAAGUUCUCCCGCCACUCGCAGGGGCUCCGCAUCCUGGGCUACACCCUGCGGAGCUGUGCCUCCGAGCUCGGCUUCCUGCUCUUCUCGCUCACCAUGGCCAUCGUCAUCUUCGCCACCGUCAUGUUCUACGCCGAGAAGGGCACGGCCGGCACCAACUUUACCAGCAUCCCGGCCGCCUUCUGGUACACCAUCGUCACCAUGACUACGCUGGGAUACGGAGACAUGGUUCCCAACACGAUUGCCGGAAAGAUCUUUGGCUCCAUCUGCUCGCUGAGCGGUGUGCUGGUCAUCGCACUGCCUGUUCCGGUCAUCGUCUCCAACUUCAGUCGCAUCUACCACCAGAACCAGCGGGCCGAUAAAAUGAAGGCACAAAAGAAACUCCGGCUGGCCAGAAUCCGUCUCGCAAAAUCAGGGACCACUAACGCCUACCUGAAGUACAAGGAAAACGGAGGGCUGGAUCCGGACCUAGACUCGGACACCCACGCUCUCCUGGCCCGUAAGAUCUCUAUCUUUGAACAACAGCAUCACCACCUCCUGCACUGCCUGGAGCGGACCACGAGCCACGAAUUCACGGAUGAGCGAACCUAUGCCCAGACCUGCCUGUCAGACUCCUCGGCGUCCCGGGGCAGUCGGAGCACCUCCCUGUCCUCCCCCCACCGUGGCCGGAGGGGGGCGUGCUGCUGCCCCCUCUUCCCCAAGCGGCGACUGUCGCGCCUGGGGAGCUCCAGCACAUCCGUCAGCCGGGCCGCCAGCACCCAGGGGCUCAGCACCAUCCUGGCCCUCGGCUCCCGCCGGCACGACACCUCUCACAGCCGCUCCAGUCUCAACACCAAGCUGCCCAGCGCGGUGAAACUGAACUGCUUCCCGUCGGACCUGGCCGGCACCACGGUGGGGCUGCCAUCGCCACUGGCUGACACCCCCGAGGAGAGCCCGCCGGGAUCGCCGGACCUGCUCCGUAACUCCAGGCUGACGGCCGCCUACAGCCGGGACGCGGUCCGCAUCUCCUCGCUCUAGCGGGCGGGCUGAGACGGGGGGUGCGGGGGCUGCCGUCGCCCCCGGACACUGAACGAGCUUGAACGGACUUGGCGUGGCGUCGCCUCCGGGGAUCCCGGAGAUGGUCACGGCGGAUACGGGCGGGUAGACAGCCCCAACCUGUACCGUCCGGCACAACAGCAGCAACUCUACUUAAUCAUGAACUGCCUUUGCAUGAAUCCGCUGGGACCCGGGACAUCCGAGUGCGGGAUCCUGUUCCGGAGAGUGUACUCGGUAACCACCCACAGGGGGACAGGUGGGAGAUCUCACCCACGCUGUCUGCUCUUUGCUGGGGGUGGGGUGGGGAGCACAAUAUUAACGGCUGCUCACUGCACAGGGAUGGGUGUGAGUGUGUGUGUGUCGGUGAGAGAGAGAGUGUGUGUGUGUGCGUGUGUGUGUGAGUGUAUGUGGAUGUGAGUGUCUGUGUGUGUGUGGAUGUGAGAGAGUGUGUGUGUCUGAGCGAGUGUGUGCGUGUGUGGGUGUGGGUGUGUGUAUGUGUCUGUGAGUGUGUGUAUGUGUGUCUGAGUGUGUAUGUGAGAGAGUGCCUGUCUGUGUGUGUGUGGGUAUGUGGGUGUGAGAGAGAGUGUGUGUGAGAGAGUGUCUGUGUGGGUGUAUGUCUGUGUGUGUGUGUGUGUGUGUGUGUGUGUGUGUGUGUGUAUGUGUGAGAGUGUCUGUGUCUGUAUGUCUGUGUGUGUGUGUGAGAGUGUCUGUGUGGGUGUAUGUCUGUGUGUAUGUGUGUGUGUGUAUGUAUGUGGGUGUGAGAGAGAGUGUGUGUGUGUGUGUGUGUGUGUGUGUGUCUGUCUGUCUGUGUAUAUGUGGGCACUCCGGGUGUCUGCAGUGAGUGGUGAGGAGGGUCCGGCUGGGCACAGCUCGAUCCAAACUGACGAUGGUAGUGAAAGCAGAUCUGAUGGACCCAGCUCAUUAUACAUCCACCCCCUUCGCUCAUUCUCCCCCCUUCCACCUCAUCUCCUCACCCACCCUUCUCUCCCCUCUUCCUCCACCACCUCCCCUCCCCAACCUACCAACCCACCCCUCCUCCACCCCACCCACACCUCUCUCCCCCAACCAAUCAGUCGUCUUCCAGCAUGCACUUCAGGCUAAUGUAC